AUGGCCAAGAAGAGAAAGGCCCCGAGACCGACCGGCCCCGCCGAGCCUCGCGAGGUUGACGCCAAGGACGCCCGUCUUACCGUCAAGACCUACAAAGAUGUCGCCAACUCCGAAGACGAGUACUGGGAGGGACAGGAUCGCAUCGACUUUGACGACAGCGACGAUGGCAGGCAAUCCAAACGCCAGCGCAAGGACAAGGAGGAGGAGUUCCUAGAGGCUUCCGACGAGGAGGUUUUCGAAGAGGAGGAAUCCGACGAGGAGAGCGACCAUGAAGAUACCGUGCCCGCGAAGAGCAAGAAGGUUAAGACGACGGUUCUUUCCGACGAAGAGAUGGGCGGUGAAGAGGAGGAGGAAGGCGACGAAGGAUGGUGGGGUUCCUCCAGGAAGGACUACUACAAUGCCGACCAGAUCGAGACCGAGGCCGAUGCCUUGGAGGAAGAGGCUGAGGCAAAGAGGCUCCAGGCCAAGAAGCUGGCCAAGAUGUCCGAGGCCGAUUUCGCGUUCGACGAGAGCGAGUGGCUCGGAACCAAAGAAGAGGCCGAGGGGGAGGAGGACGUUAUCACCGAAAAGCUCAACGAGGUGGAGGUAACAGAGGACAUGGGGCCGGAGGAGAGGUACAAGCUUUUGCAAAGCCGAUAUCCCGAAUUCGACUACCUGGCGGAGGAGUUUAGGGAGCUACAACCGAUUCUCAUAACUCUCCAAAAGGAGGCCGAGGGCAAGCCUGCCAAGUCUCUGGAGAUGGUCAAGUUCUGGACUCUUGGGUGCUACAUCGCUUCGCUCGCCAGUUAUUUCGCCAUCCUCACUUCGCCAGCAAGAGACAGCCAAGGUGUCUCCAAGACGAUCAGCCCUACGGAACUCAGAGACCACGAGGUUAUGGGCACAUUAAUGAGCUGUCGCGAGGCCUGGCUUAAGGUCAAGGAGCUCAAGCCGCUCAAGGGCGUCUCCUCUACCAGCGGCAUGCUUUCGCCACCCGAAGACGAGGGCGAGUUCGACGACUUGUCCGACGACGAUAUGGAGGACUUCAAGAAGAUGCUCAAGAAGAGCAAGCGCGAAUCCAAGUCUGAGCUCAAGGCCAAGGCGAAGAAGGAGGCUGAGAAGGCCAAGAAGGCCAGGGCUGUCGAGCAGUCUCUUGCCGAUCUUUCCAACCUGCUCGAGACCACCAAGACGGCGGCCCAGGCCAGCAAGAAGUCUGCCAAGGUCGACAAGCGCGACGAUGAUGAGCGCUCCGACUUUGGUGAUGAGGAGAUCCUCGAGGCUCAUGUAGCCAAGGAGAAGGCUGCUCGCAAGAAGAGUCUUAAGUUCUACACCUCUCAGAUCGUGUCCAAGUCUGCCAAGCGUGCGGAUGCGGGUCGCAACGCCGGUGGUGAUGACGAUAUUCCUUACCGUGAGAGACUUAGAGACAGGCAAGCACGCCUCAACGCCGAGGCCGAGAAGCGCGGCAAGAAGGGCAGCAAGCACGGCGCCGCUUUGGGCGAAGGCGACAGCGACGACGAAGACAAGCAGGUUGCCAAGCAGGUGCGCGGCGAGGAGGACGAGUACUACGACAUGGUUGCGCACAACGCGGCCAAGAAGAAGGAGGACAAGGCGGCCAAGUACGAGGCUCUGGCGGCGGCCAAGGGCGCGCGAGUCGUGGAGGAAACAACGAUCGGCGCCGACGGCAAGCGCCAAAUCAACUACCAGAUUCAGAAGAACAAGGGCCUCACGCCGCAUCGCAAGAAGGAGAACCGCAACCCGCGUGUCAAGAAGAGGAUGAAGUAUGCGGAGAAGCAGAAGAAGCUCAAGAGCGUCAAGGCCGUGUACAAGGGCGGCGAGGGCAAGGGCGGAUACCAGGGAGAACUGUCGGGUAUCAAGAGCAACCUGGUCAAGAGUGUCAAGCUUUAG
Messenger RNA from Sordaria macrospora k-hell, 1881 nucleotides. RefSeq lists its product as uncharacterized. Gene Ontology annotation, cellular component: nucleolus; small-subunit processome. The record is from RefSeq and is a predicted model, not a curated record. Gene Ontology annotation, biological process: maturation of SSU-rRNA from tricistronic rRNA transcript (SSU-rRNA, 5.8S rRNA, LSU-rRNA). NCBI's taxonomy places the organism in Eukaryota, Fungi, Ascomycota, Sordariomycetes, Sordariales, Sordariaceae.